CCUCCCUCUUCCAUCACUAACUCAAGUCUUUCACUUGAUCAUCACCUCCUCCACCCAUGUCACCUCUUCGCUUCAACGCUUUUCUUCUACUCUCUUUGCUCUUCUUCCUCCCUCUCUCUCAUGGCCUAGUUGAAGGGUUUCAAGGUGGAAUGCAGCGUAAAUAUCACUCACUUCAUCAACAGAUGAAAGGUGGGAAUUAUGAGAGGAUCCAAAUGAGUUCAUCAUCAAGAAAGCUGCUGACGGGUGCAAUGCUGGAUUAUGACGAUACAGGCGCUAAUACUAAGCACGAACCAAGGAGAAAACCUGGGAAACCCUGAUAUAUAUGUCAAGUAAAUUGCCUAGUGUCUACUAACCUCUCUUUUCAGAGGUUUUGAUGAUAUCUUAGUAUUAGAAAGGCGUGAUAUUAUGGUGUUCUUGAAUGAGGUCUUAUCUAGAGCAGCAAUAAAUAAAAUAAUCAUAGUAAUAUAUUUUAAUUAGUACAAUCAAAAACCCUACUCAGAGGGUGUAU
Molecule: messenger RNA, 508 nt
Organism: Hibiscus syriacus
Lineage: Eukaryota; Viridiplantae; Streptophyta; Magnoliopsida; Malvales; Malvaceae
Exons: 3
Coding region: 57-317 (86 amino acids)
Source: RefSeq, a predicted model, not a curated record